Messenger RNA from Cooperia oncophora, 288 nucleotides. The record is from the annotation of a GenBank genome assembly. Lineage: Eukaryota; Metazoa; Nematoda; Chromadorea; Rhabditida; Trichostrongylidae.
AUGGUCUCGUUAAAUCCACAAAGCGCAUGCAACAUACGGUGUGAAAAUGGUGGUAUGUGCGCAUUCUCUUUCGACAAUCCACAUUUACAUACAUGCAUUUGUUUGAUGGGUGUGUACGAAGGCGAACGAUGUCAAUACGAAGUUGGAGUUCCCCGGACGGUUGUGCAACAGACGCAGCAAAUGCCACCUCCACCGCAUCCAACUCCAGUGGUCGAAUACGACAUAAGGCGGAUGGAAAUUGAACGGCAACGAGAAGAGCAACGACGUCAACUUAUGAACGGCGAAUAG